Messenger RNA from Dentiscutata erythropus, 927 nucleotides. The record is from the annotation of a GenBank genome assembly. NCBI's taxonomy places the organism in Eukaryota, Fungi, Glomeromycota, Glomeromycetes, Diversisporales, Gigasporaceae.
AUGGAAGGAAUGAUAGACACCGCAAUAGUGACUAUACAAAGGCCCUUCCUUGCAUUCUAUCAAAAAACCAAAGGACAUAAUAUUAUUGCAACAAGGCUUGACUAUAUUUUUGUCGAAGAACAAUAUGCUCAAUGUUGCAAAAAAACCUGCACUAGAUUUGGGAAUUCUGACCAUCUGCUAGUCGAAAGUGAAUUAACAUUUGGAAAAAAUAUAAGUAGAUCAGGUCAGAGGUGUUGGGACUUAUUUAAAAAUAAAUUACAAUCAAUCUUGAAAACAACCAGAACUCCCCAAGGCUCAAAAAAUAUUAUUCGUAGAUUAAAUAAAAAGAUUACCAGGUUAGAAAAUAAAAUAGCAGAAGAUCAGAAUCUACUAGACCUGCAAUUAGUAGUGAAAAAACUUAAAGGGAAGUUGCAAGACGAACUUACCGAAUUGGCAAAUAAAUGGCAGAUUUGGUCAAAAGCUAAAUGGAUUGAAAGUGCAGCCAGAGGAGUAAUAAACUUGGAUUCAGAGAACUGGCCAUGGAGAUUGAAGGAAAUUAAACUCACAGGAGUUUUAGGAAUAGAAUUUAAAAUACAAAAAAACUGGAUGAACAUUAAGUGGGUUGACAACAAACGAAAGAAUAUUUUCUGGCGCCUCCAACAUGGUGCUCUUCUCCUAGAAUAUCGAUUAUUACACAUUAUACAAAAUGACAAUGGAGAAUGUUUGGAGUGCCCAGAGGAACUCCAAACUCUGACACACUUUAGCCUUAACUGUAAGACAGCCCAAAUGGCUAGAUGGGGAGGUAAUCCUAUUCCACAACCAAUUCUUCCACAUGUGGUUAAUAACAGAAUAAAUAAAAAGAUCAAAACUCUUAGCGCUAAAAUGGGCAUGUUAGAUUAUGCUACAUAUAAAAGUAUGUCUGUAGAUACUAUAGACGAACAUAAUUAA